Molecule: messenger RNA, 2386 nt
Organism: Xiphias gladius (swordfish)
Lineage: Eukaryota; Metazoa; Chordata; Actinopteri; Istiophoriformes; Xiphiidae
Product: basement membrane-specific heparan sulfate proteoglycan core protein-like
Exons: 15
Coding region: 1-2043 (680 amino acids)
Biological process (GO): cell surface receptor signaling pathway
Molecular function (GO): transmembrane signaling receptor activity
Source: RefSeq, a predicted model, not a curated record
AUGAGGUGCUACAUUCAGGCCUGUAAAGUCCAUCACCUGGGCUCUGGAAGCAGCUCUCAGCUGUUCGACGGAGAGUCUGUCUCCCUGAGCUGCGAGGAGGACGACGGCUGUGCCGGACGGACGCCGAGGAGGAACACGACCAGGGACAGCAGGACUCGGUGCGGAGCUGGGUGGGGGAAACCAGCUGGUUCGUCCUGUAACAUCAGCUACGUCCUCCCACUGGACAGUGGAGUUUACUGGUGCGAGUCCGGAGAGGGAGCGACCAGUGACGGGGUCAACAUCACUGUCACUGAUCGAGACGUGAUCCUGCAGAGUCCUGUCCUGCCCGUGAUGGAGGGACGUGAUGUGACUCUGCACUGUAAAGCAAGGACCGCUCCCUCCACCCUCCCGGCCGCUUUCUAUAAAGAUGGCUCCCUCAUCGGGACCGAGCCUGCAGGUCGCAUGACCCUCCGCCAUGUUUCCCGGUCUGACGAAGGCCUCUACAAGUGUCGCAUCGGCAGCCGUGGAGAGUCUCCGUCCAGCUGGAUCGCCGUCACAGUGACUCCCACCACCACAACUCCUCCGUCACCCCUGGUUAUGUCCGUUACUACCUCCAUCUGUGGUUUUGGGCUACCGGUUGUACUGGCUCUGCUGGUGAGACGAUGUGUCCGGAGGACGCCCAAAGAUGAGACGCAGACUCACGUCACACUCAGCAUUUCAGAUAGUGGUCCAGCUCCAGUCCACUCAGCGGUGAGAAGAACAGCAGCGGUCGGUCAUGAGCCAAACAGGACGACAGGUACAGCUGCUGCAAGGAGGCUGGGAUCUAUGUUUUUAGUUGCAGGGAGGAAGGACAAGAUGGCACAAGCUUCCACCACGGCCGGAGAUCGUCUACUCUUCAAUGAGGUCGAGCUCCACACCUCCACACCAGUCCGACCGCUGACGCCCUCCUGCUGGCUCACUGCUCACCAACUGAGGAAAAUGAAGGAAACAUCUCUACUGGGUCUUUUCUUCCUGACCUCGUUGCUGUGCCGCACAACAAACCAAGCUCGUCUGACGGCGAGUCCCAGCAGCUCUCAGCUGUUCGACGGAGAGUCUGUCUCCCUGAGCUGCGAGGAGGACGACGGCUCUGCCGGACGGACGCCGAGGAGGAACACGACCAGACGACAGAUGACUGAGUGUGGAGCUGGGUGGGGGAAACCAGCUGGUUUGUCCUGUAACAUCAGCUACGUCCUCCCACUGGACAGUGGAGUUUACUGGUGCGAGUCCGGAGAGGGAGCGACCAGUGACGGGGUCAACAUCACUGUCACCGAUCGAGACGUGAUCCUGCAGAGUCCUGUCCUGCCCGUGAUGGAGGGACGUGAUGUGACUCUGCACUGUAAAGCAAGGACCGCUCCCUCCACCCUCCCGGCCGCUUUCUAUAAAGAUGGCUCCCUCAUCGGGACCGAGCCUGCAGGUCGCAUGACCCUCCGCCAUGUUUCCCGGUCUGACGAAGGCCUCUACAAGUGUCGCAUCGGCAGCCGUGGAGAGUCUCCGUCCAGCUGGAUCGCCGUCACAGGUCGGGAGGUCAAAGAGAAACCCACAUCCACCUCUUCACCUCCGUCCAGCCCGGCCCCGUCUCUCUCCAUGUUGCUGCCCGUCACACCCGUCUGUGGUCUGGUUGUACUGGUGUUACUGGUUCUGCUGGUGAGACGACGUGUUUGCAGGAAACCUGAAGUAAAAGUGGGAGAGGAUGACAUCAGAGGUGACGUCACAUACAGCGACGUCAGAAUAUUACGUCCCCAGCGACAGCCAAUCAGACGGAGUCGAGAGAUUGAUCCGGCUGCAGUCUACUCAGCAGUGAGAACGGACGACGUCAGUUAUGGACACAUAGUUUUCAAAGACAGCAAGUCAGAGACGAGAGAGAUUGAUCCAGCUGCAGUCUACUCAGCAGUGAGAACGGACGACGUCAGUUAUGGACACAUAGUCAUCAGACCAAACAGGACCAGAGCGUGUCCGCCACAGCCAGAGAUCAUCUACUCUUCACUGAGGUCGACCUUCACACCUUCACACCGGUGCGACCGCUGACGUCCAGCUGCUGGCCUGUAACUGCUCGCCACAGCCCCUCACACCAGAUUACGUUCGUUUUUUAAAACAUUUUUACGUGUUGUGUUUCUUGUUCUCACUAAAUUAGAUCCGCAGAGCAACAGAGACACAAACAUCUCAAGUUUAGAGCAACUUUUUGAUUUUUUAAAAAAAUGGCUUUUCUCCACAAAGUCAGUGAAAUAAAAAACUAAAAUGAAUGUUUCAUUUUUCAGUACACUGCACAGAGCCAACAUGUUACUUCUUUUGUCAUACUUUCAUUUAUACAUUCCUGGUGAACAUAAUCUGAUGAUAACCUCCAGCUGUUUUGUGAAUAAAGUCUUCGUUA